UAAACGCUGGACAACGGUACGCAAUGGUUGGAUAUCGUGUGACAUGACGGACCAAAUGCUCGUAGGAACUGUUUGCAAGUUUGGCUGCCAUCCUGGGUACAUUUUGCAGGGUUCGGACACAGCACAGUGCCUAUCACACGAUCGGUGGAGUGUCCCCAGCCAACCUGUUUGUAAUCCUCGGUUAUGCGGCCAAUUGGUACCCGGCAAUAAGGAGACGGCGAUAACCUGUAAAGACGGGUACAAUUUCAAGAGCGUGUGUCAGUACACGUGCACCAAUGGAUUCGGCAUUCUGCCGGGCCACAAUCGAGUGCGCACGUGCGAUGCGAGUGGAAACUGGACAGGAGAAGAACCUAUCUGUCGCGACGUCACACCUCCAAAGUACACUUCUUGCCAUCCAACGCUAGUUUUCUUCGCUGGUCGGUCUAGUGAGGUUGCCAUCGUUAGUUGGCAGGUGCCCGUCUACUCGGACAAUGCAGGUGUGGCUAGCAUAGUUUCCCGACAGGUCGAGGGACCAUUAGCGGGCAACGCGGUAGCAGCGGGGACGUUCACAGUGGUCUACCAGGCGUGGGACAUGGAGAACAAUACCGCUACCUGUGAAAUACAACUAACAGUGAAACUGAUAACGUGCCCAAGAUUGUUCCCGCGUCCAUACACAAAAGUCACGUGUCCAGAGGGGAGGAGGUACGGCGCACAAUGUGAAUUCACGUGCACUGAGGGGUCGACUUUAAGGGGAGAGAACACAGUACAUUGCGAAGCAUUCAACACCAACGAUAUGUGGUACGGUCAAUGGACGUUUGGAAAAUUGCAACCAUUCUGUGAACUUGAGGAUACAUGCAUACGCCCGAGUCCACCGGAACAUGGCGCGCUCUCGUGCGACACGUGGGCAGGGGGCGCCUACUGCGUGCUACAGUGCCAACUGGGAUACGUGGUCCAGGAUUGGGAGUUCGAUCCUCUACUCACUUGCAGCGACACCCGGGGAGAAUUUACAGGACUGAACGACGACAAAUCCUUGCCGAAAUGUGCAGAGAUCAGCGCCAAUGUGUUCUUUGACUUCAAGCUGGAGGAGUUUUAUUACUACGAUGGUGACUGCAAUUCAGCCAAAGAACAAAUCAAGCAAAACUUUAUCACCGCUUUGCAAUUCAGUAUGGGCAAUGUGUGCUCGAAAGUCAACUGUAGCACUUCUUACGUAGAGGUUGACUGUUUCAACGACACAGUUUCCGGGAGAAAGGAGCGUUCAGUUGUCGAUACUCUGUCGGUUUCGGCUGUCAUGACCGUUUCGGGAAAAGGUCGCGACCAGCUUUCUCCAAUGGAAGCCAUAAUGAUGCAGGAGCAGAUUUACCAGGCUCGUGCCGAGAGCAACGAUAGUCUUGAUAAUGGUCUCGCGAUGUCUCUCCAAUUAACUGACAUCAAGGUUUCAAGUCCCGAAAUCGCCUGCCAGCUUGGGUCGUAUGCUGAUAGGUUCACACUAAGCUGUGUUCAGUGCUCAAGGGGAACAUACCAUGAUAUGAGCGUGAAACAAUGUAGACCAUGUCCGAGGGGUGAAUACCAACCCAUAUCUGGGAUGACAUCGUGCCUUCAGUGUCCAAACGGGACAAGCACGCCGUUUUUGGCCUCUGUAGACAUUGGUCAGUGUGUUGAGGCGUGUCCACCUGGAUAUAUGUCCCCUACAGGGACGAUUCCUUGCUCCCCAUGUGACGUCGGCACAUUUUCUACGGCGUACGGAAAAACACAGUGCACGGCAUGCCCUGGCUCAAAGACAACACGAUCGAAUCUGGCAGCAACUGCAAUUGAAGACUGUUAUGAAUUCGACAUGGAGUUUUCCGGCGAUACAUAUUCAUACGAGAACGCCUCUGUACUGUUCACGCCCACCUCGCACGUGACGAGCCUCUACCUGGCACUGUGGAUGAAGUGCAGCACAUGUUACCGUAUCUUGGAAAUCACUGACGUGCACGAGAUACCCGUGCUAACAGUGACUACUCGCGUCGGUUUUCUCGACAUUACACUUCGUGGAUGCGAGCUAUCCAUUCCCGUGCAUGGUCUCCUUGACAGCCCGCGAUGGCAUCAUUUGUCUUUACAUAUAACUGCCAGUUUCGUCACAACUACUAUUGACGAAAUCGAGCAACACGUCUCACACGCAUGCGCAUAUAAUGAACUUCUGGUAGAGAAGGACUAUAUGCUCGUAGUAGGAGGUAAACAAUACACCGGCAGCGUGACCUCAUUCAACCUUUGGAACGCGAGUUCCGGUGAUUUUGAGAUUCCUACUAUUUUACGGUGCAUGGACAAUCAAUUGGGCAACCUGGUUGCCUGGAAACAAUUUCAGGAUGUUGAUGGUCCGUUUCUGCGAACACCAACCCAGUGUGACGAUGUAAAUAACUGUGCAAGCUAUCCUUGCAAAAACGGUGGAACGUGCCUAGAUGGGCGCGACGCCUUCGCCUGUUCGUGCAAUAAUGGUUUUACAGGCGAUAUGUGCGAGAUUAAUAUCGACGACUGUGUUGGGAACUCGUGUCAGAAUGGCGCCACGUGCCUAGAUGGAGAUGAUUCGUACACGUGUCAAUGCAAUCCUCAGUCCAACGGCUCAUUUUGCGAGACAAUGAUAAUUGAUGGCGGUUGGACAUCCUGGGGUAUGUGGGGACCCUGCUCGGUCACGUGUGGUUCCGGGCAAAAGAUCCGUGUCCGGGAGUGCUCGAACCCGGAACCAGAGAACCGAGGCGCAGACUGUACAGGGGAUACGUCGCACGUGCAAAAUUGCACCAUGACGGAUAUAUGUGUUUAUGAAUGUGACGUCGAUCCUCAAAACCCUCUUCACGGAUCAAUGAACUGUUCAUGGCAGGGAAACGGCACUCGACAGUGUCUGCCAUUCUGUGAAGAUGGCUAUGCCUUCGACUCAGAUCUGUUCCUAGACAACAUCGUGUGCGGCCCAGAAACCGGAUAUGAGUGGAACAUCCGCAAUAAUGAAAACCCGUAUGUGCAGAUUGGCACGUGUUCAGUGAUCCAUAUUGCCGAAGAAAACAUACUGAUUUAUUCUGCUGAAUACGACGACCUCACCCCCGAUGUAGUCAAGCGCUCUCAGACGGAUGUACCGGCAGUCAUUCAGUCCACAGUGCAGGCUAACGUAUACCAGUUACCAUGCGUCCAGAAUAGAAGCUGCCGAUUGCUUUCAAUGGACGUCACAAAAACGUCACCGAAUCGCGUUGAUUUCAUUCGCGAACGGAGAGAUGUGCAGCUUGUUGGAUUCAACGUGAAGCUUACUUGUACACCUACUAAAGCUCCUCGUUCAUGCUACGAUCUUCUCGAGGAGGCCUACUUCACACUCCAGAGGCUCGUAAACGAAACCCGAUUCUCCAUUCUGGUAGACCAAUCAUGGUUUGACAUCGGUUCUAACGGCACAGUGGUCGCCGGAAAUGUUUCAUGUCCGCCCGGGACCGUAGACAUAGAUUACUUUUGCGUACAAUGCGGCCCCGGAAGUUACCCAAAAGACGGCUACUGUGAACGCUGCCCACGUGGCACCUACAAAGAUGACUUUACGAGCAUAGCAUGCACCCCAUGCCCUCAGGAUUGGACAACGAAUGGAUUACAGAGCAGAAACGCUUCUAUGUGUAAUGUUGAAGUAUCCGAUGGCAAAGACUCACUACAAGGGUGGAUGUUAGCAAUAGUCAUUUCCUCGGUUUUUGUCCUGGUUAUUUUGGUCGCAACAACCCUUUAUUGCUGCCUGCGAACACCUAAGGAAACCGCUAGUAAGAACAUAUUCACAUCGAGGCAGUCGAAAGAAAAAUCCGUGUUGUGGCAAAGUGGGGGAAUUAAUAAAAGUCACUUUCCGAACUUAAAGCAAGUACGCGAAGCAUGGCCAGAAAUACGACAAUGCUAAGACUGACUGGACGAUGCGACCAGGCUUGCGUGCAUCAACUAUGGCAUGGACAAGUUUGAAGUUCGUCGGUGUAUGACCUGAAAGCGAUACAUACAGUUUAAUGCGAGCUUAUUUAUUUGUUACCGACAACAACCAGUUCACUGUUUGUCAUGGUUACUUUCUGUGUGUAUCUAUAAAGUGUAUGUCAUCAAUGUUUAUUAAAGUAAUUAUUAUAGUUUGCAUUUUAUUGUGCAUUAAACACAUUGAGAGAGUAACAUGUGCAUAUAUUGUUGAAUAAACAUGAAUUAAAAAAUAAUACAAUAAGAACCAUUGGGUUGUGAUAAUAAACUAUCUGGUGUAUCUGAUUCCCUUUGGGUUUUAAUGUCGGUAAUUUUGCUAUUUGUGUAAGUUUAAUGAAUUGUGUACGUUUAAUGAAUCACGUGACCUAUAUAACAGGCUGCGACGUUGAGUAAUACAGACUAGUCCCUGUUAACGAGCGAGCACGCCAUCUUAAUAA
This is a messenger RNA of Dreissena polymorpha, 4361 nucleotides long. Its product is annotated as sushi, von Willebrand factor type A, EGF and pentraxin domain-containing protein 1-like. The transcript is spliced from 21 exons. Bases 44 to 3865 code for a protein of 1273 amino acids. NCBI's taxonomy places the organism in Eukaryota, Metazoa, Mollusca, Bivalvia, Myida, Dreissenidae. The record is from RefSeq and is a predicted model, not a curated record. Gene Ontology annotation, molecular function: calcium ion binding.